GAUUUCAGUUAAGGCUAAGAAAUGGAGGAGGUGCUUGGAUUCAAAUCAGCACAUAAAAUUUCAUCGUAACUGCAGAAAAGCGACAGAUUAAAGUUCAGUUUAUAACAGUUCUGCUGUUUACAUUCUUAUAAACAUUAAGCUAAAACUGUGAGGCUGAAAUGCGUAGAACAAAAACUGCUGAAAAUACUUUUGUUGUUCAACUGCCAAGUAAGGCUAUUAACUGCAGGGGUGCAGAAGAGACAGCCUUGUCAGCACAGUUCAACAAUUUUCUCUAAGACUUUUACGUUUUGGUCUUGUGGCUGAAGGACUGUAAACUGCAAUCAAAUGCAGGGAUUGAUUCUACUGACCACCCUCAUCGUAUGUUCUGUUCGGUGAUAACAACAGCUUCUGGAUGUCGGGAAUUGGUUUCAGGGAAUAGCUUGGUUGGGGUGGAAAUAAGCUAGCCAAAUUUCAGUGACACUCACCAUCUGCAGAAAUUGUGAUGAACUUCAGAUAUCUAGUUUUCCUGGUUACAGCCUCAGUGAAUUUAAAGUCAUCAAAUUCAGAAAGUUUUACAAAUGGGGAAGAUAAGGAAUACUACAUCCUUGGAGUUUUUGAUAUUUGCACAAAGCAAAAUUCAACAAACUGGGAAGCACUCAUUUCAGGUUAUGUACUGAAAACCGUGGUCACAAAUCAUAACAUGUCUCAUUUUGGAUAUAUCGUGAUUGUGGAAUGUGGUGAGAAAGAAGGUUAUUACAUUGAAAAGGUACAAGAACUGCGCAGUAAAAAUAACACAAUAAUUGCUGUUGUCUCCUCCAUAUAUACAGAACAGUGGGAAAACAUAUUUGAAGAUAUUCCACAGAUCGCAGUCUCCCAUUUAACAUUUGACAUGCUGACCCAUGUGAUAAAGCUGGAUGGACCAGUGCCAACACAGGAUAUUACUGCAUCCCUCCUCGACUUUAUUCACUCCAAAGGCUGGAAAGUUUUCAAUGUGGUUUCUAGUUCUGAUGCCUUGUAUAAGCAAGUGGCAGAUGCUUUACGAUUCACAAGCAAAGGAGGUAUAUGUGUGGAGAAAUACAUUCUGCUAUGUACAACACAAAACAGAGCCAUAACAGUGGCAAUUACAGAGUUAAUGGGAAAGAAGCACAUAACCAAUAUUACAAUCGUCUUAGGCAAUGCUGGGCUGAUAUAUUCUGUGCUAGAUAAAAGGGAAGAAUUGAAUGUUUAUGGCUUGCAGUUUGUGUUCUGCUGCCUCUGGAAAGAUGAAUUAGAAGGAAUGCUGGAUAUGAAGAGUUACCUGAAGACAUGGAAACGCAGAGAUGAUAUUUUUAUUGUAUUUAAAAAUCGCAUGAUCCUAAAUGUUGAUGAUUUCCUUGAUAGUUUUUCAAAGGCUCGAGCAGAAAACUCAAGCAUAGGUCAUCCUAGUGCAUGUGAUACAUAUGAAGAAUUUAUCUACUGUUAUUUACCAGACAAAAGUGACCUAGAUUACAGCAGAAUUCGUCUUGAGCUUAUACUUUUUGAAGAACCGGCUUCUCAAAUGCUCGUGUGGCUAGAAAGAAUUAUCAGUGUUAUGGAGCACUGGAAUGGAAGUACAGGUAGCACCACUGGGGAUACUCUCUACAGCUUUUUUCAGAAGUAUGAACUGCCACCAGAGUUGACUGGACUUGAACUGUCUGUUUUUAGAGAGCACAAUAAUAUACUCAUUCCUGUUAAUAUAUCUGACGAGGAAAUGAGUAACUGGCAGAAUUCAGCUGCCUGUUGGAGUGAAUGUGCCAAAGGACAGCACUUAGUGAAAUACUCACGGUGUUGUAAUAACUGCAGUCAGUGUGAACCAGGGACUUACGGUUAUGGGAAUGAAACUAUAUGCAAAAACUGUUCACAUCAGCAAUGGUCACUUAGAGGAAGCUCUGAAUGCAGCAAUAAAACCAUCAUUUAUCUGUACUGGGACAGUCCAGAAGCAAUUUCAUUCCUGGUACUUGCAAUUACUGGAGGAAUUUUGACCAUUUUGGUUCUGGUUAUAUACAUUAAAAAUUCAGACUCUCCAAUUAUAAAAAUAUCUGGUGGUUUCAUUUUCACUUGCAACUUACUGGGGCUCUUCUGCUGCUUCUUGUCUGUACUGCUCUUCAUAGGUGAACCAACAGAUUGGAAAUGCAAUCACCAAGUAUCUGUUUUUGGGCUAAGUUUUUCACUCUGCCUUUCCAGUGUACUUGCAAAAAGUUGCCGCAUACUAAUGGCAUUUGCAGGCACGACAAGCAAACCAACUAAAACUGAGACAAAGCUUUAUAUUUCUGUUAUUGUGGUUGGCCCUGUAAUCCAAGCUUUAAUUUGUCUUUCAUGGAUGCUGAUGGAGCCAGUAAAAGUCUCAGAAGAACAUCAUCUAGAAAGUAUUCACAUCAUUUGCUCCAGUCCAUCGCAGCUUUGGCUUGCACUAGUCAUUGGAUACUUAUGUUUACUGGCUCUGUUUUCCUGUUUCUGUGCAAUAAAAAGUAAGACUCUCCCCUCCAAUUUUAACAAUGCUAACAUGAUAGCAUUCAGCAUGCUAAUUUUCUUUUGUGUUUGGCUAUCUGUUAUACCUGCACUAGCUGCCAAAAGGGACAAAACCACUACAGUCAUGAUGAUUAUUGCUAUCUUAGCAUCUGCUUUUGGAUGCCUGGCUAGUUUAUUUUUCUACAAUUGUUAUGUAAUCCUAUUACACCCAGAGAGAAACACAAGUGCAUGGAUUAAGCAAACAAAUUUUAACUACUGUGCAAUCAUUGCACAUAAGGCUAGCCUUAACAUCCAGCUGUGUGAAAACAAUGACACUCAAAUGAACUUACUGACAGCUGUUUCAGAAUAAAGGGGGAAGCCUCAGUUUUUAUAUGUGAGAGAGGAGGCAGUACAAAGGAAAUUGUGUAUGCAAGAAACAGCCCUAAAUCCAGGAUAAUUUCCAGAUGACUCCUGAAAAUACAAGAACUUAAAUCAUGGGUCAAUAAGAAUGCAGGUUGACCAGUACAAUGCAAUAAUUCAGUCACAGGUUUCAAGUUUGCAAGCUGGUAUCUUAUUUACUGUUGUAUAUUGUUUAUGAUAUUAAAAAAGAGAUCAAGCCUAGAUGUUAAGACUAACUCAUCAUACCUUUUUCUAAGUAGAAACGCUUUACUAUUUUUACAGUCAUGCUACAACAAAUAGAAUGGAAAUUAAUAGACUAGUUUACUUUAUUCUAACAGAUUAAUUUGACUGGAUCUGUUAGUUGAUCUGAAAAUGCAGAUUCAUAUGAAAAACCUAAGAAAUUAAUAAAAGCUAGCUGGUGGUAAAUAAAAUUUCUAUACAAGUCUGCUUUAUGUGUGGAAGUUUAGUUUUUAUUAUGUUUUAUAGUAAUAAACAUAUUUGCAAUGUUUGAGAUCGACAAGGAUCAGGGCACUAACAAAAUAUUUGGAUUUAUGAAAGUGGAAAAGUAUAGAAUUAAACUGAAUGACAAAAAAUGUCUGUUUCUAAAUGUGUUCUAAAUAUAGAAAACAACAUUAUGUCAUUGCAUUCUUUUCUGCAUUACAGAACAGAACUAUAGGACGUCCAAUAAAAUGUGUUGUUGAGAUAAUUAUUUCAGUAUCACGUUUUUCCAGCAGUGAGGUAAUAGGCUAAACAGUGACCAGUUUUGGAGCAGCAAGACCCUUUACAUCCCCUUUGUUUCACCAUUUAUACUAAAAAGAUUUUAUAUCAAACCACAACUCCUUCAUUAAAACUGUUUUGCAUUGUUUCCUUUAUUUUUUAAAUAAACACUCUUAUAAAUCCA
This is a messenger RNA of Protopterus annectens (West African lungfish), 3745 nucleotides long. RefSeq lists its product as uncharacterized. The record is from RefSeq and is a predicted model, not a curated record. Gene Ontology annotation, biological process: G protein-coupled receptor signaling pathway; sensory perception of umami taste; sensory perception of sweet taste. Bases 482 to 2815 code for a protein of 777 amino acids. Gene Ontology annotation, cellular component: membrane. NCBI's taxonomy places the organism in Eukaryota, Metazoa, Chordata, Ceratodontiformes, Protopteridae. The transcript has 7 exons. Gene Ontology annotation, molecular function: G protein-coupled receptor activity.